This is a messenger RNA of Manis javanica (Malayan pangolin), 2186 nucleotides long. It is a transcript of the gene BASP1, whose product is annotated as brain abundant membrane attached signal protein 1. Gene Ontology annotation, biological process: negative regulation of DNA-templated transcription. Gene Ontology annotation, cellular component: cytoplasm; nucleus. The record is from RefSeq and is a predicted model, not a curated record. Gene Ontology annotation, molecular function: transcription cis-regulatory region binding; transcription corepressor activity. Lineage: Eukaryota; Metazoa; Chordata; Mammalia; Pholidota; Manidae.
UCUCAAGGAAAGAGCUACCGUUGGAAGCGGUGUCCUGUUAUGUUACUUUCUCGGAUUUGUUUCUUGCCCACAGAUAAGCAAGGUGAGCACACCUCCUCACUCUGGUGAUUAUUUUGUGUCUCGGUGUUGAGGCGGCGGCCGCCCGGGCGCACCCACACGCCCCGAUGGCAGCGGGUUUGACCGGUGCGCUCCGGAGCAGCACGUGCGGGUGCCUUGGCCAAGCGGCCUUCCGGACAACGGGCUGCCUCCAUUAAGCACGACCUCGAAAACCCGACGGCUCCGUUUGUCGGUCUGGUGUCUUCCCUCCUUCCUCCCUCAAGUCCCGCAUCCUCGCAGGGGCGACGCCGCGCGCUCGGCCGCAGCACCUGGGCCGUCGCCCUCGCCCAAAGCCGCAGCCUUAGCGGCCGGGGCGCCGCCCGCUGCGCGCCUCAUCUGCUGGGGCGUCGGCCAGACGUGCCUGCCAUCCGAGGCCACCCUCACUCCCGCGGACUCGGGUCCUGAUGGGCGGAGGGGAGUCACCUGGUCACCCCCAGCCUCCCUGUCCGGGGAUCGGAAGCUCAGCCGAACGUCGCUUAAAGGACGGGACUGGGUGCUGAGACGGUAGCAGGUGGCAGGGGGCGUCACUCAUCACCUCGCAGGCAGCCCCAACUCCAAGAUGGGAGGCAAGCUGAGCAAGAAGAAGAAGGGCUACAAUGUGAACGAUGAGAAGGCCAAGGACAAAGACAAGAAGGCCGAGGGCGCCGGCACGGAAGAGGAGGGAACCCCGAAGGAGAACGAGACCCAGGCGGCCGCGGAGCCCACCGAGGUGAAGGAUGGCAAGGAGGAGAAGCCUGCGAAGGACGCCCAGGACGCGGCCAACAAGCCCGAAGACAAGGAGGGCGAGAAGGACGCGGCCGCGGCCAAGGAAGAGGCCCCGAAGGCGGAGCCCGAGCCCACGGAGGGCGCCGCUGACACCAAGCCGGAGCCCCCGCAGGCCGCGGCCCCCGAGCCGGCUGUGGGCGACGCCCCCAAGGCUGCAGAGUCCGAGGCGCCCCCUGCGCCCAAGGCCGACGACGAGGGCAAGGAGGGCGGGGAACCCACAAAGACUGAGGCCCCCGCCGCCGCCGCCGCCGCCGCCGCCGCCGCCGCGGCCGCGCCGGAGACGACGGGUGACGGGGCCCCGGCGUCAGACUCAAAACCCAGCAGUGCCGAGGCGGCCCCGUCCUGCAAGGAGCCCCCGGCCGCCACGGAAGCCCCCAGUUCCACGGCCAAGGCCGCGGCCCCUGCAGCCCCCGUAGACGAGGUCAAAGCCGCCGAGGUCCCGGCCGCCGAGCAAACCGUGGCCGUGAAGGAGUAGCAAGGACAGCAGUGGAAAAGAUGCGCUCACAGCCUGUCUCUCUGUCUCUCUGUCUCUCUCUCUCCUAUACUAACUUGUUUCAAAUUGGAAGUCAUGAUAUGUAUUGCCCAAGGAAAGAAAAAAAGGAUGUCCCAUCGAGGGAGGGAGGGAGGGGGUGGGGAGAAUCCAAAUAGUAUUUUUGUGGGGAAAUAUCUAAUAUACCUUCAGUCAACUUUACCAAUCAGUCCUGGAGUUUAGAGGUCAAUGUCUGAAAGUACAGUACAUCUUCCGUACCCGAACUGCUGUUCCAUGCACUCCGCCGCUCAGACCCGGGUGUCCUGUCUUCUGCAAGGGGGAGUCGGAAGUGAUGCGUUUGAUUCUGCCCACAGGGCCUGUGCCAAGGCAAUCAGAUCCCUAUGAGAGCAGUAUUUUCUGUGUCUUCUUUUAAUUUACAGCCUUUCUUAUUUUGAUAUUUUUUUAAUGUGGAUGAAUGCCAACUUUCAGACAGCCCACUUAGCCUGUCCACAGGUAUCUCGGUACCAAUAUUCCAUUCUUACCUUCCCAGGUAUUUUUGGGAGUAACAAACAUUCUCUCGCCCUCCUUAGCCUCCCUAGAUUUCUCAUGACGAGUUAAUGCAUGUCCGUGGUUGGGUGCACCUGUAGUUCUGUUUAUUGGUCAGUGGAAAUGAAAAAAAAAAAAGUCUGCGUUCAUUGCAGUUCCAGUUUCUCUCCCAUUCUGUGUCUCAGACACCAACACACCACUCAUUGGAAAAUGGAAAAUAAAAAUAAAAAAAAAGUACAAUGGAUGCAUUGAAAUUAUAUGUAAUUGUAUAAAUGGUGCAACAGUAAUAAAGUUAAACAAUUAAAAAGAA